GGCUUUGCCCAGUCCGGAUGUUCCCCAGUAGCGAAUAACGAGCAGCAGUGUGUGAAUGUGGCAACCGAGGUAGACAGGGAGGGGUAGAUAGACUGACCAGACCAGGGUUUUUGUCUUCUUUCACUCUUUUUCUUUUCCCACAGAGCCUCAUGUUAACAGUUUAUGUGACGCCACGGUUGUAAACUUGUUUGUAGACGUGAAAGCCCGGCCGCCGCUGCUUUUCUUUGGGACUACGUUAACCGUUAGCGUUGUGAAAACAGCCCAGAAGAAAGAAGGAAAGGGUGAAACAACAUGGGGCGAUAAUAAAAAAAGAAGGUGUUGUGUUAUGAACCGACGAUGACUCUCUGGGAGGACCCGUGAAGCUUAUUUAUUUUUAAUUUAUUUCCCUUCUCCCUUUACCUUGUGUCCCGUUUUUGUUUUAUUUUUGAAUUUUCACCUCCCUUGCUGCUUUGGGAGGUUUUUUCUUUUUUAAAGGAAAAGGCAACGGGAUACGUUACAAGAGGACUGAAGGAUGGACCAAGCCGGCAUCCUGAGAAAGUUUAUCCAGGGGGUGAAGGCCAUGAGCGAGGGGGACGAGGAGAGGGGAGAGGACAACUUCGGCAGCGACUUUAUGCGAUUACGCAGGUUAUCGACUAAAUACCGCACAGAGAAGAUCUACCCCACCAACGUGGGAGAGAGGGAAGAGAAUAUCAAGAAGAACAGAUACAAAGAUAUACUGCCAUUCGAUCACACUAGAGUAAAGCUGACAUUAAAAACAACCAAUCAGGACACCGAUUACGUCAAUGCAAACUUUAUCAAGGGUAUAGAUGGCCCAGAAGCCUAUAUUGCAACUCAGGGCCCACUGCCAAACACUGUCAUCGACUUCUGGAGAAUGAACUGGGAGUACAAUGUAGCUGUUAUUGUGAUGGCUUGUCGAGAGUUUGAGAUGGGAAGGAAAAAGUGUGAGCGGUAUUUCCCGCUGCUUGGGGAGGAGCCCAUGAGUUUUGGCCCUUUCAGAAUCUCCUGUGAAGCAGAGCAGGCCAGAACAGACUACUUCAUCAGGACUUUGACGGUGGAGAAUGGAGACGAAACGCGGAGGCUAACACAGUUCCAUUACAUGAACUGGCCAGAUCACGACGUCCCCUCAUCGUUUGACUCCAUACUGGAUAUGAUCGGACUAAUGAGGGAAUAUCAAGAGAAUGACGACGUCCCUAUAUGUGUGCAUUGCAGUGCCGGCUGUGGGAGGACGGGUGCUAUCUGUGCUAUCGACUACACGUGGAACCUCCUCAAAGCUGGGAAAAUACCAGAAAACUUCAAUGUUUUUCGGUUGAUCCAAGAGAUGAGGACGCAACGGCACUCUGCUGUUCAGACCAAGGAGCAGUAUGAGUUAGUUCAUAGAGCGAUCGCCCAGCUCUUUGACAAACAACUGCAGCUACUGGAGAGCUCCACCAACACGCAGAUACAUGAUGGCAUGGAUGAAAGCAGUCCCGUUAAAGCAGUCCAUCAGUCUGAUGAUGAGAGAUGGGACACACCACCUCCAAAACCUCCCCGCAUACGCAGCCCUUCAGCCUUCCCCACCGUCACCAACGUACGGCAGGACAACGACCGCUACCACCCCAAACCUGUCAUCCACGUCCUGGCUACCAUACAGAAUAAAGAAGCAGACCAGCAGCAGAACCAGUCCGAAGCCAGUCCGAACAAACAGACCAGUCCCUCAGAGCAGAAAGACCAAGAUCUACAAAGUCAAAAACAGCAGACUCAGGUCUCAAAUCUAGAUCUCAAUGAGAACUACAACAACAAAUCAACAUCUACAAAAUCCGAAUCGGGCCAAAGCCAGACUCAGACUCCCUCCUCGCCCCUCUCGCCAGCUGUUGAAUGUUCUGGUGCUCCUCGGAUCGAGAGGAAGCUGAGCAUUGAGAUUAAAAAGGUGCCGUUACAGGAAGGACCUCGUAGUUUUGACACUUCCUCCGCCAUGGGAGUAGCAGGUGGAGUGGGCAGCAGUUCUGCCAAUAGUGCAGGAGUGCUGCAAAGAACCCAUGCCUUCAAAGCCCGUUCUGGCCAGUCCCUGCUGACGUCUAGUUCCUCGCUCUCAGAGGACUCGGGCACGGAGGGAGGAGCGGGCGGAUGUGGGGAGAGUUAUGCAGAUGGGGGCGUCCUAGUCAGACCAAACCACCUCCCCGUGAAGAACCAGAAGGUGGAGACACAUGGAGGGGAGAAAGUGGAGUUGAAGGCCGGCCAUGCGGUGUGGGCUCAGGCCUGCAAUAGCCCUGACAAACACAUCCCCAAAACCUCCUCUUCGUCUUCCUCCUCAGACCGCGUGGCUCCAUCCUCAUCCUCCUCCUCUCACCUCUCAUCCUCCUCUUCCUCCUCCUCCUCCUCUACUCCCGUUAGGACUGCCCUUAGCUUCACCAACCCCCUGCACUCUGAUAACUCAGACGAGGAGGGGGAUGUAGAGAUGUCCAAGGGAAAGGAGGGUUAUCGUACUAAUGUAUCCACGGCAACGGCCAUGGUUACUGCAUCCCCUCACCACGGAGACCAGCAGCCGGUCCGGAAGGUGUUGCCCAUGUCGAUCGCAGGGCAGAGCACUCCGUCACCCUCUGCCACCCCAGCAAACUGCUGGGACAGCGAUGACUCCCCUCCCCCCCUCCCUGCGAGAACCCCUGAGUCCUUCCUACUGGCCACAGACCCCGUGGAAGUAAAAACGUCGGCCUUGGCUGAAUGGAGUGGAAAUAAAGAUGUGUCAGAGUGUGUUAAGAAGACAUCUCCAGCUGACCCUGCAUCUGCUGGCACCACGGCAACAGACAGCAAGGCAGACCUGGGGUUCGGUAACCGCUGCAUUCAGCCCAAAGGCCCUCGGGAACCCCCCCUGGAGUGGACAUGAUGGGAUCAUUCAUCGGCCCGUCCACCAACAGUGCCCUCCCUUUUGUCAGGAGAUGGACUCUACCGAUCUCCCCUGGCUGGUCCAAAAAACUAGCUGAUAGAUGCGACACAGACAGAGCGCGCAAUGUUACGCAGAAGCACCUUCUGAGUAACGCUGUGCAACACCUCCUCCUCAGUCCUUCCGUCAAAGUGCCGCUGUGCAAAGCAGAAGAACACUUACUGGUCAGCUGUCCACGUUUCCCUUUUCACUUCUCCAGUCUCUGACCUGGGAUCAGUCUGGUUGUUUCCCUGUUGAUGGUUAAAGAAUAAUUCCUGUUUUUGGUGACUUGAGAGUAGAUUUAAAAAAAAAAAAAAAAAAGGGAUGUAGAUGUAACCCUUGCGUGAUAAAAAUACAUUUUCUUUCAUGCCAAAUGAG
Molecule: messenger RNA, 3274 nt
Organism: Etheostoma cragini (Arkansas darter)
Lineage: Eukaryota; Metazoa; Chordata; Actinopteri; Perciformes; Percidae
Product: tyrosine-protein phosphatase non-receptor type 12-like
Exons: 18
Coding region: 512-2860 (782 amino acids)
Biological process (GO): peptidyl-tyrosine dephosphorylation
Cellular component (GO): cytoplasm; nucleus
Molecular function (GO): non-membrane spanning protein tyrosine phosphatase activity
Source: RefSeq, a predicted model, not a curated record